Messenger RNA from Scutellospora calospora, 318 nucleotides. The record is from the annotation of a GenBank genome assembly. NCBI's taxonomy places the organism in Eukaryota, Fungi, Glomeromycota, Glomeromycetes, Diversisporales, Gigasporaceae.
CUUAAUGAAAAAAGUAAUAUAAUCAAACUUCAUUUGAAACUAAAAGAUAUAUAUUCUUCUAAAUAUAAAUUUAAUUCAAGAGAAUUAAGAGUAUGGCAAGCAAUGUUUCAUGUUACAGGAUGUACUAAUAUCAUACUUUGGUCUCAUGAAGAAUCAAAGAAGAAAUGGUCACCUGCACAAGUUAUGAAAAUUAUCAAAAAACAAAAUUUAGAUAUGCUGAACCCUACCUUUAUAGCCCACACUAAAAAUAAUAAACUUUGGUCUAUGCUGAUUAAUAUUUCCCAAGAUAUUGUAAAAGUAGAAAUGAAUCUUGAAUUA